AUGUCAGUAAUUGAAAUUAUUGAUAUUAUGGACUAUGUAGGUGAUGGUAAACGCCCGUUUGUUGAAGGCUCAGAGAUAUUGAAAUGUAACCACAUAAUAGAGUUUGGUAUAAAAGAACAAGCAAAAAAUAAACUUGUUAUUAUGGCUUUGUGUUUACAAACCUCCAACAUKAAUGGUCAUCCUCAUGAAGUUUUAGUCACAAAAACUAUUCAUGAAGGUAAUGUGAAGGUGUCAGGUUCCUGCUCAUGUAAAGCAGGCACAGGGAAGUGUAAGCAUGUURUUGGCGUUAUGCUUAAGUUACAGAAAAGUUCAAUUGACAGUUUGGAGGAAUUGAGUUGUACUGAAUUACGCCAACAGUGGGGGAAGGUUAAAAAUAUUGGAACAGAGAUGUAUCAUACAAUCCCAGUAAAAAAAUUUUGUCAUGUCCAAAAGUAUACUUCUCCAURUUCAGAAACUCUGCCAGAUGUAUUACCAAAUAAUAUUGAGAAAAUUGUAUAUGAAACUUUAACUGAAGGUCCCAAUAUAUCUGAUAAGUUUAAGAUUCAUUUGGAUGCACCUCAAGGGGRACAUUUAUCAUCCUAA
Molecule: messenger RNA, 582 nt
Organism: Diuraphis noxia (Russian wheat aphid)
Lineage: Eukaryota; Metazoa; Arthropoda; Insecta; Hemiptera; Aphididae
Source: RefSeq, a predicted model, not a curated record